CUGAUAUUUUCAGUCACUACUGUCCGUUCGUUGUCUAAAAGCAGAAUAAGUUUUUGUAAAACUAAAUAAUGGGAGUGUUUAAGUAUUUUUUAAUUGCGAUAACAAUAUUUGUAAAUAAAUCGGCAAGUGAACAGCCGGAUAUUUAUUUCGAUGACGUUAGUUUUAUGGUAGGAAUUUUUGAAAUCAAUCCUAUGAGACCAAAUCAAGUUUCGUUUGUUGGUCAAGGAGUUUUAGUUGAUUCUGAUAAAGUUAUCACAACAUCACGAAUUGUUUAUGAAGACUCAAAAUAUAGAGUACGCGCUUAUAAAUGGCCUAAAAAUAAUGAUAUUCGCAAAGAUAAAGAAAUUCCAAUUUCUGAUUACACGGAACAUGACGUAAUUGGGGUUCAAACCCAACCUGAGGUUCCAUUAUUAGUCACACUAAAUUUGGACCACGGUUUUGGUAGAAGUGUUGCGCCAAUCGAUUACAUGAAGUAUACGGAAAAUACAAUGUUCACUAACGACACUGAAUGUGUCUAUGUAAAAAUAAAAAACACAUUCUUUGGGCAAAAACUGAAAAUUAAACAACGAAAAAUAACUAUGAACCAUCCUUUGGGGUCUACCGACUGUAGUUCAACCAUUCAAAAUUUUGCUGAUAGAUUGAGUUUUUCAAAAUCUAAUUCAAAUUCAUUCUUUUGCGGCGUUGAAACUGGGAAAAAAAAAUGCAAUAGAUAUCCAGGAUCAGCUUUUGUUUGCCAAUCAAGUUCAUCAUCGAAGCCUCUUUUGACAGGGAUACAAGUCAUCAAUAGAAACUGCGAAAUAAUGUUUGAAAACCCGAAAUUUUUCAAAUAUAAUCCGAAUCGACGAAGUCACGUUGCUUAUAACGAACAAUUAAUGGAUAACUAAAUUUCCAUAAAAAUAUAAUACUUUUAGAUAUGUAUUUAAAAAAAAUAAAUAGAUGAACAACAUA
Messenger RNA from Microplitis demolitor, 948 nucleotides. RefSeq lists its product as uncharacterized. The record is from RefSeq and is a predicted model, not a curated record. Gene Ontology annotation, biological process: proteolysis. The coding region runs from base 69 to 884 and encodes 271 amino acids. The transcript is spliced from 4 exons. Lineage: Eukaryota; Metazoa; Arthropoda; Insecta; Hymenoptera; Braconidae. Gene Ontology annotation, molecular function: serine-type endopeptidase activity.